GGCUUGCAAUCUCUAGUGAACCUUCUUUUCUUCAAGUCUAGCCCAACCAAGGCAUCUUUAUAAAAGAAAAUCUUCAAAUACCGCCUUUCUCUAUUUCGGCUCCGCUGUUUGUACAUUUGAGGUCAUGUCGAAACAAGAAAAGACAGGUGACCUGGUCAUUCAUGAGUCCAGCAGGACUGUGGAAGAGAAGGACGAAAUUAAACCGUACAUGUUUAUUAAAAAAUUGAGCGACAUUUUGGAUUCCAUAGGAGUGGAAGCCACUGGAAUAGAAAGAGUCUCGCCCUAUAGGCGGUCCACCAAUAAGGCCAAGCAGCUCAUAACCGUGAUCGGCCUUUGGUUUUCUGCGUGCGGCGGUCUUUCAUCGAUGUCGGUGUUUUACCUCGGGCCGUUAUUGUUUGGGCUCGGGCUCAAGAAAUCCAUGAUCACCGGAAUGUUGGGCCAGUUCUUUGGCUGUUUGGUGGCGGCCUAUUGCUCCCUCAUGGGCCCCCGGUCGGGGUGCCGGCAAAUGGUCACAGCGCGUUUUCUUUUCGGCUGGUGGAUGGUGAAGUUGGUGGCCAUAGUCAGCAUAGUGGGUGUCAUGGGCUGGUCUGUGGUCAAUUGCAUUGUGGGCGGACAAAUCUUGAACUCUGUGAGCGACGGCAAGGUGCUGUUGGUGGUGUCCAUUGUGAUUAUCGCCGUAGUGUCUUUGUGCAUUUCGAUCGGCGGAAUCAGGCCCUUGCUCAAGGUCGAGGCACUUCUCUCUGUUCCUGUGAUGACUGCGUUCAUGAUGUUGUAUAUCGUAUUGGCAAACAAGUACCACUACUUAUCGCUAGCCGACGCAGUGGGAGAAGACUCGGCCACGAUACGGGGAAACGCCAUUUCGUUUUUUGCCUUGUGCUUCUCAACGACCUCGACCUGGGGCUCUAUUGCUGCGGACUACUACAUUUUGUUUCCGCAGGACACGCCCGAUCUAAAGGUUUUUGCAUUGACAUUUUUUGGCAUCUUCCUUCCAACGUCGUUUGUGGGAAUCGUCGCUCUUUUGAUCGGUAACAUUGCCAUGAACUACACGCCAUGGGCAGAAGCUUACGACACGUUGGGUAUGGGAGGGCUCUUGGCUGCUGUUUUCGAGCCCUGGGGUGCCGGGGGGAAAUUCUUGUUAGUGCUUAUUUUCCUUUCGUUGAUCUCCAACAACAUCAUCAACACGUACCUGGCGGUAUUUGGCAUGCAAAUCAUUGGUCUCCCCUUGGCCCGGGUCCCCAGAUGGCUCUGGUCGCUUCUCAUGACCGGUUUGUACUUGGCGUUGUCGAUCAUUGGCCGGUACAAGUUCGCCACGAUUUUGGGCAACUUCUUGCCUAUGGUUGGGUACUGGAUUUCCAUCUAUUUUUUUCUUCUCUUGGAAGAAAACACUAUCUUCCGCACGAAGCGAAUGAAGCAUUUGUACACCAAAGAAUUCGAAGACACGGACUCCGACACCUCGUCCUUAAGUGGCGGCGAAAACUGCAACUACAACUUCCUUAUAUGGAACACGCAAGGAAAGCUCACGCAGGGCUUUGCUGCCACCGUGGCGUUUCUUUGUGGCGCUGCUGGGGCUGCUGUAGGAAUGUCCCAAACAUACUGGGUGGGGCCUUUGGCCAGGAAAGUUGGUGGCGAAUAUGGUGGAGAUAUUGCCAUGUGGCUUUGUAUGGGAUUCAGUGGGGUGGUCUAUCCAUGGCUUCGGUACUUGGAGCUCAAAAAGUUUGGGCGAUAACUUUAUUUAUGGCUCUUUUGCAAGUUCCGACGGUUUUCUUGUGUUACCAGAUUAAGAGUCAUACUCGGACAUCGAUAUCUGUACGGUUCGACAUUCAUGCAAUCUAAUACCUUUUGCUGGUACUUGAUGACUCUGUAUAUCCUAGAGUAUCAGUAAUAUAUUUAUAAUUCCUGAGAUUUGAAAAUACGUAUCCGUGGACUCUCAGACUCUGUUUAGACAUAGUUCUAUUGGUGUAUUUCCAAAAUAAAAUAUCACGACUGUGCA
Molecule: messenger RNA, 1990 nt
Organism: Metschnikowia bicuspidata var. bicuspidata NRRL YB-4993
Lineage: Eukaryota; Fungi; Ascomycota; Pichiomycetes; Serinales; Metschnikowiaceae
Gene: FCY23
Product: Fcy23p
Exons: 1
Coding region: 125-1726 (533 amino acids)
Biological process (GO): transmembrane transport
Cellular component (GO): fungal-type vacuole membrane; plasma membrane
Molecular function (GO): transmembrane transporter activity
Source: RefSeq, a predicted model, not a curated record